AUGGAUACUUGGAGACCAAAAACCAAUCUUGUGGCUGUCCUAGAGACCGCUAAAGCUAGAGUUAGUGAGAUGGAGCGUCAAGUCCCAAGACCAGGUUUCAAGGAACUUCUAGUUCGGGACCACGCUGUUGCUGCUAAUCCUAUGGACUAGAAGAUCCAAGAUUAUGACCUCCUUGAUAGAAAGUACCCAAAUGUUGUGGUUGCUGGUGGGGACGGCGUUACACUCUUCAAAGUCGGCGAUCGUGUCAGUGACUUUGCAGCUGUCAUAUAUAUCCCAGUUACGAUGACAUUUGAAGAAGGCUCGGCUUCUCCUAUGGCCUCGGUUAUAGCUGCCAUUGAUCUUUUUGUUAUUUAA
Molecule: messenger RNA, 354 nt
Organism: Sclerotinia trifoliorum
Lineage: Eukaryota; Fungi; Ascomycota; Leotiomycetes; Helotiales; Sclerotiniaceae
Source: the annotation of a GenBank genome assembly